Messenger RNA from Ochotona curzoniae (black-lipped pika), 2015 nucleotides. RefSeq names its product 1-acylglycerol-3-phosphate O-acyltransferase 1 (gene AGPAT1). Gene Ontology annotation, biological process: phosphatidic acid biosynthetic process. Gene Ontology annotation, molecular function: 1-acylglycerol-3-phosphate O-acyltransferase activity. Lineage: Eukaryota; Metazoa; Chordata; Mammalia; Lagomorpha; Ochotonidae. The transcript is spliced from 7 exons. The record is from RefSeq and is a predicted model, not a curated record. The coding region runs from base 220 to 1083 and encodes 287 amino acids. Gene Ontology annotation, cellular component: endoplasmic reticulum; membrane.
GGAGGGAGGGUGCUGGGGGGACAACCCCCCACCAUUCCUGCCGCUAUGGGUUCAGGCUCCCACGCCCACCUCCCCUCCAUCGGCCGGGGCUAGGACGCCCCCAAGUCCCGUCGCCCCCCCUUGGCACCGACAGAGACACAGCCGCCACCACCGCUGCCGCAGCCUGGCUGGGGAGGGGGCCGGCCCCCCAGGCCCCCCACCCCCACUGAGGUGGCCAGAAUGGAGCUGUGGUCCGGGGCAUGGACGGUGCUGCUGCUGCUCUGCCUGCUGCUGCUCAUCUUGCUGCCCACCCUGUGGUUCUGCAGUCCCAGUGCCAAGUACUUCUUCAAGAUGGCCUUCUACAACGGCUGGAUCCUCUUCCUGGCUGUGCUCGCCAUCCCUGUGUGUGCCGUGCGGGGCCGCAACGUCGAGAACAUGAAGAUCUUGCGUCUAAUGCUGCUCCACAUCAAAUACCUGUAUGGGAUCCGAGUGGAGGUGCGAGGGGCUCACCACUUCCCUCCCUCUCAGCCCUACGUUGUCGUCUCUAACCACCAGAGCUCCCUCGACUUGCUUGGGAUGAUGGAGGUGCUGCCAGGCCGCUGCGUGCCCAUUGCCAAGCGUGAGCUCCUGUGGGCUGGCUCUGCGGGGCUGGCCUGCUGGCUGGCAGGAGUCAUCUUCAUUGACCGGAAGCGCACAGGGGAUGCCAUCAGUGUCAUGUCUGAGGUCGCCCAGACCCUGCUCACCCAGGACGUGAGGGUCUGGGUUUUUCCAGAGGGAACAAGAAACCAUAAUGGGUCCAUGCUGCCCUUUAAACGUGGAGCCUUCCACCUUGCAGUGCAGGCCCAGGUUCCCAUUGUCCCAAUAGUCAUGUCCUCCUAUCGAGACUUCUACUGCAAGAAGGAGCGCCGCUUCACAUCAGGGCGAUGUCAAGUGCGGGUGCUGCCCCCAGUGCUCACAGAAGGGCUGACACCAGAUGACGUCCCAGCGCUGGCUGACGGAGUCCGGCACUCCAUGCUCACCGUUUUCCGGGAAAUCUCCACUGACGGCCGGGGUGGGGGUGACUAUGUGAAGAAGCCUGGGGGAGCAGGCGAGGCCCGGCUCUGAGCUCCCCUCCCAUCAUCCCACCUUCCCACACCUGCCAACCCAGUGGGCCCUGAAGCAGGGCCAGGCUGUCUAUCUUCUUCCCCCUCCCACCACAUAGUCUCCUCUUUGGAACCGUCAACUUCUGAAUGUGAAUCCAGCACCACUCCUUGCCCCUCCCCUGCCCUCCCUCUAGCCCUCACCUCCUGCCACCUUGUCUGUGGGACAGUCACCUUUCCCUCAAGUGGCUCAGCUGACACAGGGGUGUGGAACAUUGCAGUCCAACCUCAGUGGACUCUCCUUUGUGCUCCUCUCCCUCUGCAUUGACCGUGGACUCCUCUGUUCUGUGGAAUAAGCCACCCCCCCUCCCCCGCAGGAUGGAUUCGGUGGACUCUUCCCCUUGGGAGGAGGAGGAGCCCACAGACUGUGGCUGGAAGCUGAGGCCUGGGGAGCCCCUCAGCCACCCCCCCAUGCAGCCUCUGCCAGCUGGGGCUGGACUCUUACAACUGGGGGCUCGGCCCUGCCUGGGCCCACAUACCCAGGGUUGACACCCUUCCAAAUGCCAGUAUGAUCUCCACGUUUCUGCCUCUUCCCCACCCCACCCCCACGGUACAAUUCUUCAGGGGGCCUGGCCUCAACAUGAGCAGGAGGCAGCCAGCAGGUGCUGCACGCACUUUCUGCUCCUGGGGAGUCGGGGAAAGGAACCGAACCCCGGGCUGGAGGGGUAGGAAGGCUUUAAUUUAUUUUCUUUCUUUCGAGUUUCCCCCUCUUGGAGCCAGUUUUCAUUUCCUCCCAGUGGCAUUAGGCUCUCCCUGCUGCCCACUCCAGGCCUGUUCCCACAAUUGGGGGAUGUGGGCUGGGAGCAAAAGGAGAGGUUGGGACCCAGUUUUUGUGGUUGGUUUUUAUUCAUAAUCUGGAUAACAGCAAGAAAAUGAAAAUAAAGAGAGAGAGAGAGA